This is a messenger RNA of Lagopus muta (rock ptarmigan), 1166 nucleotides long. RefSeq lists its product as uncharacterized. Bases 139 to 1005 code for a protein of 288 amino acids. NCBI's taxonomy places the organism in Eukaryota, Metazoa, Chordata, Aves, Galliformes, Phasianidae. The record is from RefSeq and is a predicted model, not a curated record. The transcript is spliced from 2 exons.
UCGGCCCGGUUCCAUGACGAGUGGGAUGGAGGGAUCUGCAGAUCCGCGCCUCAGAAAAAAAAGGAAACAGGGGACCCCAAAAUAAUUAAAACAGCGGCACCAAGCUGAGGAGAAACAAACUAAUUCACUAAGCAUAUUAUGGGAAUGCAAGAGCACCCCAGGAUGCCCUUGGCCCUCUUGGCCACAAGGGCACACUGCUGGCUCACGGCCGACCUGCCGUCCACCAGGACACCCAGGUCCCUCUCCGCAGAGCUCCCCUCCAGCAGCUCAUCCCCCAACCUGUACUGGUGCAUGCAAUUACUCCUCCCCAGAUGCAAGACUCUACACUUGCUGUUGUUAAACCUCAUCCGGUUUUUUACUGCCCAGCUCUCAGCCUGUCCAGCUCUCGCUGAAUGGCAGCACGGCCUUCAGCCAAUCCUCCCAACUUCGUAUCAUCACAAACUUGCUGAGGGUGGCCGCCAUCCCCUCAUCAAGGUAAUUGAUGAAGAUGUUGAACAAGAGCGGACCCAGCACCGACCCCUGGGGGACACCACUGGUUACAGGUCUCCAGCCAGACUCUGCACCGCCAACGACGACCCUCUGGCGCUCUGCCACUCAGCCAGUGCUCAACCCACCUCACUGUCCACUCGUCUGUCCCACAGCUUUGUUACAAGGAUGUGGUGGGGGACAGCAUCAAGCCUUGCUGAAAUCAAGGUAGGCCACAUCCACUGCUCUCCCCCCAUCCACCCAGCCAGAGACAACAUCAUAGAAGGCCACCAGGUUGGUGGAGCACGACCUCCCCCUGCUGAACCCGUGCUGACUGCUCCUCAUCACCUCCUUUUCUUCCAGUUGUCUGGAGAUGGCAUCCAGCACAGCUGUUCCAUCACCUUUCCAGGGACAGAGUCUUCAGGCACCUCCCCCGUCCUCCAACACCUCCCAAAGACGACCAAAAGCGGCUCAGCAAUCACCUCUGCCAGCUCCCUCAGCUCCCGUGGAUGCAUCCCAUCGGCUCCCAUGGAUUGGUGAACAUUGGUGCUGCCUAGGCGCUCCCGGACCACCUCUUCCCUGACUGCAGGGAGGUCUUCCAUUCCCCAGAGCCUCUCACUCACCUCCAGGGUCUCGGGUUCCUGAGGGGGAGCUUAAACCCUCAACCACAGCCCCCAAGGACCCCCCCCGUCCCACGUAGA